AUGACGACCGACAGUAAACUCACGGUCGAGGCGGGUCGAUUUUUUAAUGCCAUGCACGGGGGUUUGGAGGUGCGUCGCAGGGUGAAGAGCGUCGCCAGCCGGCGGUGGAAGGAGGCGAUGGUGGUGGAGCCUGUGAGGGGUAGAUUUACGUUGGAGGAGGAUUACUUGUUGCUGUCCAAGAUUGCAGAGUUGGCACAUCGUGAAGGUUACAUCCAGCAGCUGAAUAUAGAUGAGUACGGAGUUGCCGAUCCCGAACGCAACGAGCCCGACGGUGACGAGGCCGACCGUGACGAGCCCGACCGUGACGACCUCUACGAGCAUCAACUCGCAGAGUACAUGAAUGCGAGCCAAGACGUUUUGGAUCGUAGCCCCGAAGACUGGGAGCUCAUGGAUGUCGAGAUGGACGUACAAGUACAAGUGGAAUCGGGACCGGAAUCAGGACCAGGACCGAAAUCAGGACCAGGACCGGAAUCAGGACCAGGACCGGAAUCAGGACCAGGACCGGAUUUAGAAGCGAAGCCGAAGUCAGGGCUAGGCGAUACGCAGGAGACCCAAGCUCCUGAUACGCAGGACGCGGACACGCAGGACGCGAAUACGCCUUUAACGGCUGCUUCAGACACGUCCAGCGGGGGUGCUAGCGACGAAUAUAAGACGAGCUCGCUCGUCCAGGGGUUAUUGACGGAGACGCCGAGGGGCGACUCAGCAGACAGCUCGGCAGGAUAUUCGCUGGCGGGCAAAGCUGAAGCCCCUGCCCAUGGAGACGGCUUGCCGCCUGUGAGUGCUUCGAUUUUCUUCCUCGACGAAGCAGAUAAUCUCCAGGAGGUCGGAGACAAGGAGCUGCAUGUCGGAGACAGGGAGCUGGAGGUCGGAGACAAGGAGCUGGAGGUCGGAGACAAGGAGCUGGAGGUCGGAGACAAGGAGCUGGCCAAGAGUGACAAGGACCUGACUCCGGUGGCCACCCGAUCGUCGGGACUGGUAGUCCCGUCGAGUUCGGAAUUAAUGAAUCGACCGGCGAAGUCUUUCAAGACGGGGGUUGAGGCGAGUGAUGGGGGGGUGUGUUUACGAAGUACUAAACAAAUCGAUAUAUUAGGUCCUGCUGGUCACGCUUCACGUUUGCGUGGUCGUGUGGAGAGGUUGAAAAGUUUGGAAGGAGUGCAGCGUUUCCUGAAGGAAUUAUUGUUUUCGCGUAAGUCUGAGCAUUGGCCAGCAGUGUUGGGUGUUUUGCCUGAGAGGCAGGCACCAUCGAUUGUGCAGAGACUGAAGGCGAGUUUAUACGUGUGGUCACGCACACACAGUUCAUGGACUGAGGUUGAGAAGUUACAUCUCAUCGGUUUAGUACAAGAGUAUAAUCGUGAUCGGAUACGACAGGGUCAACGGUUGAACUGGUUGAGUGUGAGUGCUAAGUUGGGUCGAUCACCUCGACAAUGUUGUGAUACAUACCGAUUAAUGGAUAGUAGUGGGUAUGUGGAAGCUGCUCUUGAGUCGGGAGUCCUGGAGCACGUUUUGGACGGCGACGAACUACGGCCUGCUCUCACUCUCGACACCGAUGUCUGUGAAAUCUUCCCCAAAUGGGCUAAACAUCAUAAUGGCUCACUCUUCGGUAGUCGUGGAGGCGCUGCACGAAAACGGAAUCUAUGGACCGAUGAAGAAUCAGACUUCCUUUGCCAACUGAUUGAGGAAGCCACCGGAUCCAAAACUGCCUUGCAUCAAAUUCCAUGGACCGCCCUAAGCCACAAAUUCCCAUACAAAGAAGGCGCACCAAUCCGCACGCCACAGGCACUUGUCGAACGCUGGUACAGCAUCUGCGCUCGACGUGCUAAACUACCCACCGCCGUCAGACAAAGAGCCGUUAUCCGCUACCUAUGGAGCCUUGCUAAACAAACCAUUCUCAACUAUAAAGCGCACGUCCGACAAACUAACCGAUCUAAUGACCCGAAGGUCGCAGGCACGAAUCCACCUAAUGCCCGCCCGGCUAACGACGAGCUGGCUGACAUUUUCGCGUUGGACUGGAGGGAAAUUGACUGGUCAUGGAGCAUUCCCUGGUGGCCAAGGUUGAAGGCUCAGUUAACGGCCAAGCGUUUGAUUUUGAAGGAACUUCAAUUAUCAGCCAAACGUUACUGGGACCUAAUUCUGAAAGACCAUCGAUGGGUCCGUGUUGUCCGCGUGCUCUAUAUCAAAAUGAAGUGUGCUCAAUAUGUCUCACAUGAUAACAAAAUGAUGCAAGUACACUUGGAUGAAUUAAUCAAAAUUUCCGAGCAACCUGGUCUCGCAAUCGAAAACGAAAGUCCAUUACAACCAUUGGAUACACGCAUCAGCUUCGUGCGCAAGUUUCUGCGCAAUCAAUCAUCACGACGACCUGUCAUACAAGAUGCUGAAGGUGAAGGAGAAGACUAUCUCAUGAACUCUCUAUUCAAUUUUUUAGCGACCAAAUAA
Gregarina niphandrodes is the source of this 2433-nucleotide messenger RNA. RefSeq lists its product as hypothetical. The record is from RefSeq and is a predicted model, not a curated record. The coding region runs from base 1 to 2433 and encodes 810 amino acids. The transcript has a single exon. Lineage: Eukaryota; Apicomplexa; Conoidasida; Eugregarinorida; Gregarinidae.